AUGAAUCCAGCCGCCUUCGGAGCUCCAUUCCUAGCAGUUCUGUUUCUUCUUGCUGCAGCGCUACGGUCACUACCGCUCGCCGGAGCACGGCUUCAGGUGGCGAUGACGGUGGUUAGAAAUGCCUCUUCCGUCGGAGCCUUUUGUUUGGACGGCAGCUUGCCGGCGUACCACCUCGACAGGGGAUUCGGCGCCGGAGCCGGAAACUGGCUUCUACAGUUCGAGGGAGGUGGGUGGUGCAAUGACGUGGAGUCCUGUUUGGAGAGAGCCAAGAGCCGUAGAGGUUCAACGCAGUUGAUGGACAAAUGGGAAGACUUCAAUGGUAUUCUCAGCAAUAAUGCUUCUCUUAAUCCAGAUUUUUAUAACUGGAACCGUGUGAAGCUGAGGUACUGUGACGGAGCCUCAUUUGGAGGAGAUGCAUUGUUCCACAACGGGACAUCGCCGCUUUAUUUCAAAGGCCAAAAGAUAUGGGAAUCCAUCCUUCUUGACCUUCUACCAAAAGGGUUGGGGACAGCAAAUAAGGCUUUGCUUUCUGGUUGCUCAGCUGGGGGUCUAGCAACGUUUCUGCACUGUGAAGAUUUCACCAACUAUUUACCAAGAAACGCCACUGUCAAAUGCUUGAGUGAUGCUGGAUUUUUUCUUGACUUACAAGACAUUGGUUCAACACACACCAUGAGGGGCUUCUUUAAGGAUCUUGUGGCUCUCCAGGGAAUGAAGCCAAAUCUGAAUGGAAACUGCACAGCCUCUUCUAACCUUCCAGAUUUGUGCAUAUUCCCACAGUAUGCCUUGAAGUACAUAGCCACACCGUUUUUCAUUCUGAAUUCAGCUUAUGAUGUUUACCAAUUUCAUCAUGGAUUGGUGCCGCCAUCUGCUGAUGUACAUGGACGAUGGAAACACUGCAAAAUGAAUCCAGCAGCCUGUAGUAAGCAACAGAUUGAGCAGCUGCAAGGUCUAAGAUCGAGUAUGCUUUCUGCAUUAAAAUUGUUCUAUCAAUAUUCAAGCAAAGGAGGAAUGUUCAUAAAUUCAUGUUUUGCUCAUUGCCAAAGUGAGUCACAAAACACAUGGUUUGCAAAGGGCUCCCCAACAAUUGACAACAAGACUAUAGCAGGAACAGUUGGAGAUUGGUACUUCAACAGAAGGAACAUAAAGGAGAUUGAUUGUGCUUAUCCAUGCGACUCUACUUGCCAUAAUCUUAUAGCAUAAUUAACUCUGCCAAUAAUCAAGCAAAUUCUUUUGAA
This is a messenger RNA of Cucurbita moschata (crookneck pumpkin), 1235 nucleotides long. Its product is annotated as pectin acetylesterase 9-like. The record is from RefSeq and is a predicted model, not a curated record. Gene Ontology annotation, molecular function: hydrolase activity. The coding region runs from base 1 to 1200 and encodes 399 amino acids. Lineage: Eukaryota; Viridiplantae; Streptophyta; Magnoliopsida; Cucurbitales; Cucurbitaceae. The transcript has 12 exons.